This is a messenger RNA of Arabidopsis thaliana (thale cress), 2440 nucleotides long. RefSeq names its product RNA-binding (RRM/RBD/RNP motifs) family protein (gene ROS3). Gene Ontology annotation, cellular component: nucleoplasm; nucleolus; nucleus. Lineage: Eukaryota; Viridiplantae; Streptophyta; Magnoliopsida; Brassicales; Brassicaceae. Bases 53 to 2299 code for a protein of 748 amino acids. The record is from RefSeq and is marked reviewed. The transcript has 4 exons. Gene Ontology annotation, molecular function: nucleic acid binding; RNA binding.
GGAAAGUGAGGGAGAGGCGAGGGAAAACUGAAUCCAACUGAAGCAAGCAGCAAUGGAGGAAAAAAGCAGCGGCGGCGGCGUUAGGCUUCACGUCGGCGGAUUAGGAGAAAGCGUCGGGAGAGAUGAUCUUCUCAAGAUAUUCUCUCCGAUGGGUACCGUCGAUGCCGUCGAAUUCGUCAGGACCAAAGGUCGUUCCUUUGCCUACAUCGAUUUCUCUCCAUCUUCCACCAAUUCACUCACCAAGCUCUUCUCUACAUAUAAUGGAUGUGUCUGGAAAGGAGGGAGGCUGAGACUGGAGAAAGCAAAAGAGCAUUAUCUAGCUCGCUUAAAGCGAGAGUGGGAGGCAGCGUCUUCUACCUCUGAUAACACCAUUAAAGCUCCCUCCGAUUCACCACCUGCCACUCACCUUAACAUCUUCUUUCCCAGACUCAGAAAGGUGAAACCUAUGCCACUUAGUGGAACUGGUAAACAUAAGUAUAGCUUUCAGCGUGUUCCAGUGUCGUCUUCUCUUCCAAGGAGCUUUUGUGAUUGUGAAGAGCACUCUAACAGCUCUCUCACUCCUCGGGAAAUACAUCUUCAUGAUCUGGAAGCGGUUAAUGUGGGAAGACAAGAAGCCGAGGUGAAUGUUAUGAACUCGGUGAUGAAUAAGCUCUUUGAGAAAAACAAUGUGGACCCCGAAGAAGACAAUGAGAUUGAAGCAGACCAAGAUAACCUCAUCAUCAAUGUGGCAUCUAGUGGCAAUGAUAUGGACUCAGCGCUGGAUAUGUUGUCUAGAAAACGGAAAUCAAUUCUCAACAAAAAAACACCAAGUGAAGAAGGAUAUAGUGAAGGACGAAAAGGGAACCUUACUCAUCCAAGCAAGAAUAGGCAAACAAUCAGCCUAGAGGAAACUGGAAGACAGGAAUCUUCACAGGCCAUACGUGGAAAGAAGAAGCCUUCUGAAGUGGUACCAGAUAAAUCAUCGGAUGAACCGAGCAGAACAAAAGAUCUUGAGCAGUCAAUCGACAAUAUUUCCUGGUCCCAAAAGUCUUCCUGGAAAUCACUUAUGGCAAAUGGGAACAGCAAUGAUUUUAGUGUAUCCAGUUUCUUGCCAGGUGUUGGCUCCAGUAAAGCAGUACAACCUGCACCACGCAACACUGAUCUUGCUGGGCUUCCUAGCCGAGAAAAUUUGAAGAAGAAGACGAAAAGAAAGCGUGUAACGUCUACAAUCAUGGCAGAGGAUUUACCUGUAUCAGAUGACAUAAAGAGGGAUGAUAGUGACACAAUGGCAGAUGACAUAGAGAGGGAUGAUAGUGAUGCUGUGGAAUAUUACACAGCUUGUGAAUCUAUGGCAGAUGACACAGCUAGUGACUCUGUGGCUGAGAGGGAUGAUAGUGAUGCUGUGGAAGAUGACACAGCUAUUGACUCUAUGGCAGAUGACCCAGCUAGUGACUCUGUGGCUGAGAGUGAUGAUGGGGAUGCUGUGGAAAAUGACACUGCUAUUGACUCUAUGGCCGAUGACACAGUUAGUAACUCUAUGGCUGAGAGCGAUGAUGGUGAUAAUGUGGAAGAUGACACAGCUAUUGACUCUAUGUGCGAUGACACAGCUAAUGACGAUGUAGGUUCAGACGACUCAGGAUCACUUGCAGAUACUGUUAGUGACACAAGUGUUGAAGCUGUCCCCCUGGAAUUUGUUGCAAACACAGAGGGCGAUAGUGUGGACGGCAAGUCGAAUGUGGAGAAGCAUGAAAAUGUAGCAGAGGAUUUGAAUGCAGAAAAGGAAAGCUUAGUCGUGAAGGAAAAUGUUGUAGAUGAAGAAGAGGCGGGUAAAGGACCGCUGAAAGCUAGUAACAAGUCAACAGGAGGUUCUUCAUGGCUUCAGAAGGCUUCGUGGACUCAGCUGGUUAGCGACAAAAAUACUUCUUCAUUCAGUAUAACUCAACUCUUCCCAGAUUUAACUUCAGACAAGGGCGAAGCAGCUGGAGUGAUCAACAAUGUAGGAAACCAGUUCUCCAACUCUAACCAGACUGCAAGUGCAAUGAAACAAACAGAUUACGCAUCUAGCAGCGGUGGUUUUGUGGCUGCGGGAGUCCCUGUGGAUAGUACCCCUGUGAGAAGUUUAGAUGAGAAUCGGCAGCGUCUGAAUGGUAAGAAUGUGAGUGAAGGAGCUAAAUUGGGUGCGAAGAAGAAGAUAAUUAAGAGAAAGGUUGGGUCGGGGGAUACUUGCACAUUUAUGAGAAGCUCGACUUCUUUGAAAGAGUGGGCAAAGGCUAAGAAGGCAUUGAGUGAGCCCAGGAGAAAGAAAAAUAGCGAAGAAUGAGUUAAUACUAUCAGAGGCUCUUCAAAUUAUGUAUCCCUCCACAGUUUUUGUGCUUAACACAAUACAAUGUUUUUUUUAAUUCAAGGUUUUAAGGUACACUUCUAUAAAAAGCAUUUCUCAUUAGAUAAGAUCUUUUUGAUG